Molecule: messenger RNA, 8295 nt
Organism: Miniopterus natalensis
Lineage: Eukaryota; Metazoa; Chordata; Mammalia; Chiroptera; Miniopteridae
Source: RefSeq, a predicted model, not a curated record
UGCCGCAGCGCCGGGCUUGUAAACAGAUCCGGCCGCACGUGACCAUGUGAACUACCUGUUCCAGGGACGCGUAUUGUCUGUGUUUGCCGCGACCCGGUCCACAAAGGAGCGCGGCGGGUCCGAGUGCGGAGCGACGGGCGAGCGAGCGAGGAGAGCCGGCUGGGACGCUAAGAUGGCUGAAGGCGCCCGGCGCGGGUGAGCGGGGGGCGCGGCGCAGCCAGCCGGUGAAUCCUCGGGCGGACAGGACCAGCGUCGCCUCCCCCGCGGCCUGGCGCCGGAGCCACCAUGUCGUUCGCGCUGGAGGAGACGCUCGAGUCGGACUGGGUGGCUGUGCGGCCCCAUGUGUUCGACGAGCGCGAGAAGCACAAGUUCGUCUUUAUUGUGGCCUGGAACGAGAUUGAGGGCAAGUUUGCCACCGCUUCUGCGGCUCUGGGGAGGAGUCCCGGGCUCCGGAGGAGCUCGGCCUGGGCGGAGGGCGGCUCUCCGCGGAGCACGCGCAACCUUCGGGGGGACUCGCUGCUGCGGAGUUCAGCGGGCAAAGGCGCGGAAAGCCCUCUCAGGAGCCCAGUGCGGGCCAAGUCCACCCCGGUCCGGAAGAGAUCUGAAGGCAGAGAUGUGGCGGGGGCCGCCGCUGCGGCAGCCCCUCCGGCGCCCAGGGAGGUCCCGGUGUCCUCGGUGAGGGUAGUGAGCGCCUGCGGGGCGGUCUCCGAGGAGAUCGAGGUGCUGGAAAUGGUGCGGGAGGACGAAGCGGCCCCGGCAUCCCUGGUGCUCUUGGACCCCGAGCAACAGCCACCCACCACUGAUCUGGAGUCCGCGGCCGAGGAGUGCAGCUGGGCCGGGCUCUUCUCCUUCCAGGAUCUGCGCGCGGUGCACCAGCAGCUGUGCUCGGUGAACUCGCAGCUGGAGCCGUGCCUGCCCGUCUUCCCCGAGGAGCCGUCGGGUAUGUGGACCGUGCUGUUCGGGGGCGCCCCGGAGAUGACCGAGCAGGAGAUCGACACACUGUGUUACCAGCUCCAGGUCUACCUGGGCCACGGCCUGGACACCUGCGGUUGGAAAAUCCUCUCCCAGGUACUCUUCACUGAGACCGACGACCCCGAGGAGUAUUACGAAAGCCUUAGCGAGCUGCGGCAGAAGGGCUACGAAGAAGUGCUUCAGCGGGCCAGGAAGCGCAUCCAGGAGCUCUUGGAUAAGCACAAGAAUACAGAGAGCAUGGUGGAGCUCCUGGACUUGUAUCAGAUGGAAGACGAAGCCUACAGCAGCCUUGCAGAAGCCACAACUGAGCUCUAUCAGUACUUACUGCAGCCGUUUCGAGACAUGAGAGAACUUGCCAUGCUACGGAGACAGCAGAUCAAGAUUUCCAUGGAGAAUGAUUAUCUGGGUCCCCGAAGAAUCGAAAGUCUACAAAAAGAAGAUGCUGAUUGGCAGCGGAAAGCUCACAUGGCUGUGCUCUCUAUUCAGGAUCUUACUGUCAAAUAUUUUGAAAUAACAGCUAAAGCUCAAAAAGCUGUGUACGAUCGAAUGAGAGCUGAUCAGAAGAAAUUUGGUAAAGCAUCUUGGGCAGCAGCUGCUGAACGGAUGGAAAAACUCCAGUAUGCAGUUUCUAAGGAGACUCUGCAGAUGAUGAGAGCUAAAGAGAUCUGUUUGGAACAGAGGAAACAUGCACUAAAAGAAGAGAUGCAGAGUUUGCAGGGUGGUUCAGAAGCCAUAGCCCGAUUGGAUCAGUUAGAAGCUGAUUAUUAUGACCUGCAACUUCAGUUGUAUGAAGUACAAUUUGAAAUCUUGAAGUGUGAAGAGUUGCUAUUGACAGCACAGCUAGAAAGCAUCAAAAGACUGAUAUCGGAAAAGAGAGAUGAAGUGGUGUACUAUGACACUUAUGAAAGCAUGGAGGCCAUGCUGGAGAAGGAAGAGAUGGCAGCCUCGGUGCAUUUACAGAGAGAAGAGCUGCAGAAACUCCAGCAGAAAGCACGCCAGCUGGAAGCAAGACGUGGACGGGUUUCAGCCAAGAAAGCCUACCUCAGAAAUAAAAAGGAAAUUUGUAUUGCAAAACACAAUGAAAAAUUCCAACAGCGCCUUCAGAGUGAAGAGGACUUUAGAACCCAUCACACAGUCCAACUAAAGAGAGAAAAAUUACACGAUGAAGAAGAAAGAAAAAGUGCUUGGGUUAGCCAAGAAAGACAGCGAACGCUGGAUAGACUUCGAACUUUUAAACAGAGGUACCCUGGCCAAGUUAUACUUAAAUCAACCAGAUUGCGACUGGCUCAUGCAAGGAGGAGGAGUGCCACCAGUCCUGUGCCCUGUGAGGAUCAGUGUGACUCUGUACCAGGAGCACUGCAGGUAGAGAAACGUGAAGAGGUGCAGGAAGGAAGUGGCAAGCUUGGGUCAUCACAGAUGGCAGAAGCCCAGAGCUUCGCACAACUUGAAGAUACUUCAUCAGUACAACUUGAAGCCACUUCAUUACCUCUUGGUGUUACCUCGGAACUGCCUCCCACUGUUUCUCUUUCACUUUUGAAUAAUGUUGACCUUGAACCAGGUUCUGUUACCACCGAUCCGCCGCCCCCACCACCUCUGCCUGUUGCUAAGGACAACAUCCCAGAGACACUGGAGAAGGGUCUGCCUAGAGUGGAGGGCAAUGAGAAGAGGAUCCCUAAGUCUGCGAGCGCCCCUUCAGCACAACUCUUUGAUAGUAGCCAGCUGGUCAGUGCCAGGAAGAAGCUCAAAAAGACUGCUGAAGGUUUGCAGAGAAGGAGAGUGAGCUCACCCAUGGAUGAGGUGCUAGCUUCCUUGAAACGGGGUAGUUUUCAUCUGAAAAAGGUGGAACAGCGAACUCUGCCCCCUUUUCCUGAUGAAGAUGAUAGUAAUAAUAUCUUGGCACAAAUAAGGAAGGGGGUAAAAUUGAAGAAGGUACAGAAGGAAGUUUUGAGAGAAUCCUUCACGCUUCUGCCUGACACAGACCCUCUCACACGGAGCAUCCAUGAAGCUCUUAGGAGAAUCAAAGAAGCAUCCCCCGAGUCAGAGGACGAAGAGGAGGCUUUACCUGGCACGGAAUGGGAAAACUAACAAGUGACUCAACAGAAAGGAAAAAAUUCCUGCAGUUGCAGAUCGAUUCAUAUUUUUUUGAAAACAAAUUUUAAGCACUUGGUUCCACAAUUGGAUUCCAUUAGAUCCAAAGUGUAUUGGCUCAGUGAUGUGAGAAAAAGGAAGCACAAUUGGCAAGUUACCACUUUUCCAGUCAUUCCAGUAGAUGGUGGUGAACAUGAAUUUUGGAUGCGCAGUGUUCCUGACUAGAGUGAAGAAAAGGCCUUCAAGGAGAUCCCUGGUUUUUUACCACCUUCCCCUCCUGCCCACCCACUUACAUACUUGUAGUGGCCAGUAAAGCUGGGGGUCGCUAUGAGUUGGAAGAGCACUGGGUUGACAGAGGUCUGCUGUGAGCUGUAUUGGGACUGCUUUGAAAUCCAUUUUUCAGUGCACUGAAUAGUCAUCUGCUUGAAAAUUACAGAGCUUCUUCCAAUAUUGGCUUAUAUAAAUAGUGUGACACUCUGGAAAAGAAGGUUAUCACAAUAGCUGUUGGACAGGUGUUGAACGAAAAUCAGAUGGAGAUGCGUCUGGUGGAAAUUUCCAUGUUACUCAUCUCCAGAGGAUUUCUGUAGUGAUAGUCAGCAGCAUCUGGAAAGAUACAUACCUAUGGAGUACAUCUGGUAAUGUGUUUACCACAACAUGAUACAUUUAACAUGGCAUAUUUUUAGAAGACCACACACUCUUACACUUUGUAAGUUUCUGAAGUAAAAAUUCCAUGCUUUUAAAAAAAUGGCUCUUCAUAAUUGUGAAUUUAUAAUAGUUUGAAUUUUAUGUGCAGCUUUGUUUAUGAGAAGCAAUACUUUGUAAUUUGAUAAUAUUUCAAAUUAUUUUUGGCCUUUUUGUUUCAACUAUUGCUUGAUUACUAUAACAUGACUUUCCUAUUGAGAAUCAGAAAUCAGGAUUCUAUAAUAGGGAUGCAGAUGUAAGUCUUUUUAUCAUGUACCAUUUUUUAUUUUUAUGCUCCACAGUGAAAAAAGUGUGCUCUACAAAUAUGCAGAAGAAAGUAGUUAGAAAAGCCUCCUGAGCUGGCAUUUCACUAUCUUCACAUGCUUUGAGUGGAGUUUUGGGAGAGAAUCUUUGUUAUUGUCACUAAAUUAAACAUGUAUAUAGCUCUAGGUGCCCAUUUUGCUGUAACGGAGUCCUGAAGGAUGCAUUCGUAUGAAUGGAGCUAGUGUGUAUGCUCGGCUAGACUGCUGUGGGCUUGAAUGGAGGCAGAUAUGUUGGACUCCGUUUAUAGUACUCUGUAGAGUGUAAUUCUGCAUAAGACAGAUCUUGGCCUUUAUAUGAAGGAAGUCAAGACUAAAGUACCAAGAACUUUUAUUUCUAGACUCAGAAAGCAGUCCCAGUGUAAAAGCCCUCUAAUGAAUUGGUAUCCUGGAGAAAAAAGAAAUGCUUGCACCUUUGUCACUUUAAAGUGUUAUUUCCUUGAAAAAAAUUACGGAGAAAAUUUUCUGACAACAGGUCAUAUAAAACAAAAUCUUUCUGCUUAAAUGUUGGUGAUAACGUUUGAUAAAAGUCAGAGCUUUUGCGUGGCAUGUUCACAAUACAUUGGCUUAUUCUAGCACUAUUCUCACAUCUAGUCUGGAAAGAGGAGAAAUGCAGGUCUAAUAGAUAAACUAGUCUUCAUCCCAUGGUGGGGAGGGAGGGAGGUUUUUUCUUGUCUACCAUCAGUAAAGCGUUGAAGCAUGCUUUCUAACCCAAAGAAUGAUAGGUUUGAUUGUUAAUGUAUUUGAAAAAAAUUUUAGUAAAUCUGCAAACCUUAAAAAAAAUCAUGUUUCAACUUUACGCCUUUGGAUGCUUACUCCAUUUUGUUUUCAUUUUCAUUCAUUGACAUUUAGAAACACAGGAGGAUGCAGUGUUAAAUUAACAGCAAAAGCACCGGAGCUCGCGUGUCUAGAGGGAAUUGCUACCCAUUUGGUGUUACAGCUGAGACUCCUUUAAAAGACAGGCAGGCUCACUUACAAAAGGGUCCUGUGACCUAAUUCAUGAAGGUUAUCUCACACUUGAAGAUGAGUAGGUUAGAGCAGACAGCUGUGCUCAUUCUGUGGUAAAUAACUUUCUCCACCACAUUCACUUCCCUUCGAGACUCGGGUUCCAACUUCCACAAAAUUGCAUGUUACUGCAAGUCGUCUACCUUUUAGAGUUCUCACAAAUAAUAAUAAAAUUUAAACUAUGGUCGACUUGUCUAUCAAGAUAUGACCAGAUAAACCCUCAUUUUAAUUUAAAACAGUUUUAGAACCCAAGAGGAAUUAUGUAGGCAAAGUUAAAUUCUUUUUUUUUUUUUCUUGCCCCAAUAAGAUGAGCAUCUUUGGCCUUAGUAUUACUUUUAUAUAUAUUUAGUUAGGAUGGUACCUUAUAGAUGAUCACAUUUCCAGUUACAAACUUGCCUGUACUGGUUCUAAAUAUUUGACAGCUAUAUUUCUGUUAAUGUAUUAUUUCCAUAUUAAGAAUCCACAAACAGCUGCUUGCUUAUGCUAAAUUAAUUCAGAAGUUAAUUUACCAAUCUAGUCUCAACUGCAUUAUAUGUAAAAUAGGGAAAUAAGUAGGUGGUGACUCGGGGGAUGUUUUGAGGUUAAUAUUACUUACUGCUCAUUUGAAUGUCAAUGUUAAAUAUUUCUCCUACAAAUGCAACUAAAAUUAUGUGCAUAUAACCAAUGUGGCAUGUAUAGAAAAGGAAUUUCUAGUGUUUUAAAAUCCUAAUGGUACUAUAGUGUAGCCAUAUAAGGAAAUGCCUGGCUAAUGAGGAUUUUAAAAGGUGAGCAAUUGUCUUGCAUACUUGAUGUAUAUUUUAUAGGCUUCUUGAGUUUGUGAGCAGCAUAAAAGCAAUCAUUCUUUAAUUCUUCAUUGUGGAACUGAAACAUUUCUAUAAAAUGCAUUUUUCAAAUAGAGUCUUAGAUAUGGCUACGACACUUGAUCAGGUGUAGUAUUUCCACAGUGGGACUGUGGGGCUUUUCUUAUAUGAAACCAUAGAAAAAUUUCAGCACUUUUUUGUAUGAUGAAAGGACAAAAAUCCUUGUUUCUACAAAGCUGAACUACGUAGCAAUAUUUGGUAACAUGUGGUGUGACCACUUUCUUAAACCAUACUUUGGCCAUAGCAGACACCAAGAAUUAAAACUCUUACAUCAGUGGAACAACAAUGAAUGGGGAGCAUCCUCUCUGUUUGGAAUGGGACCAGUAUACAAUUAAUACAAUUUAAUUUUAUACAUUCCCUGAGACUCCCUUUUUUUAAAUUACAUUCACUGAGUGUGUAUAUAUAUUUAAGUCAAUGCUUUUAGCCUAAGAAGAGUUUUUUCUUUCACUAAAUAUAAGGUUGUGGUGGGUUUUUUUUAAUCUUUAUAAUUUCAUUAUUACACACUUAACAUCAGAUACCAACCUGUAAAGUACUAAUGGGUCCUUAAAGGCCUUAUCAGGGAGUUGAAAUUUCAUAUACUUUACCAGGUUAUUUGUAAAAAAGUAUUUUCCAACAGCUGUAAAACAUUUCAGAACUGUGGCAGACUCAUUGUUAACAUGCAACCAUUUGAGAGUGAAAGCAGAAACCUUAAGUUUUGCCUAAUUCUUGCACUGAAUUUAAAUAAUAUAAAGUUAAAUGUGCAUUUUAAACAGAUUUUAUUCCCCAUUUACUGCUUAGCAUAGAAGAACUAUGCUUAGUGUUAGAGGAUUGACCAGCAAAACUUAUUUCAGAUGGAAGAGAGGUAAGAAGGUAGAAGCACCUUACUGCUGGAGCAUGUUGCAUUUAUUUAGUGCUACUGAACAAUUCAGUAGUUAUUUCUGAACUUUGCUGCAGAGUGCUCUUUAGUUAAAGCACAUUAAAAAAAUCUCUGUUAAUUGCUUUGUAAAGUGAAGCAAUGGUAUUUUUUAUCCUAUAAAUAUAGGCUAAUUUAAAAGUUUUUCCUACAAAAUGAGUUUAUAUUGCUGCCUAAACUAUCAUGUAUGUAAACAGAGGUUUUUUAAAGGUGAGAGGGAGUCUGGAGAGAGAGAGAGAGAGAGAGAGAGUGUGUGUGUGUGUUUUAAAUGUUUGCCCACUGAAUUAUUUCGAAGAUGCAUUCAUUCUGAAAUCUUCUCUUUUGCCCACAGUAAAUGUACAGCCUGGCAUUUGAAGAAUUUAAUUUCAUUCCAAAUUUAUAAAUGUUUCUCCCCUUCUCCAUGCAUUUAUGAUGACACUGUAAGGUGCACGUACAGAAAAUACCUCUGAGAUUGAUAUAUUAAAUAUUUUAUCAAUGUUAUUUCACACUGAAUCUCAAAGCAAGCAAUUGUUUUGAGGGUUAGGAGAAAGUUUUUGUGUUUUUUUAAGUCAGGUGUAACUUAGAGUAGCUCAUUUUGGGGAGUUAAGGAAGGACCAUGGAAAGUGAUAUUUAGACAUGUACAAAAGGUAUAGGUGUUGGUUAUAGAGCUCGGUUUUAACAAGGGAAGUUUUGGGUGGUGUUUUUUUUAACUUGCAUGUUCUAUGGUUAACUAACAAAGAAUAUAACAAGUAUAACUUUUCCCAAUACUAAUUAUAUUGGUUUUAAGAAGUCUCCAUAAUCACGAGAUGGCAUUUUCCCUUCAUCUGUGAACCAAAAGGAGUAGACAGAACCACCCAUACAGUGACUUCUGACUUCUUCAACUUGGACAGAAUCCCCACUCUCAUUGAAUUUCUCACUGUGCUGUAUGUAUUGCCAAGGUUGAAACCGUAAUAUAUAGUUUAUGAGAAACUGAAGGCCACAGAUCAUUUUGCAUGAGUAAAGCCCAUUAGGGCUAAUGAAACUGACAUGUUUUUUAGCCUUUCCAGUCAAAUGACAAUUUCAAUGGCAAACCGAUUCACCAUUUAGCUAGCUUUGUGCAAUAUAAUGGUAGAAGCAAAACACUAGCACACUGUGCUGGGCUUUAAGGAUGCUGUGCACAGGGUAUUGUGAAUGCCAACUCUUGCAAAUUUACAAUACAAAAUACGCUAAAUUAACAUUCUAAGGUAUUAAAAGUACAAAGGAAAAACUAAGCAAGCAUUUAUAGCAAUACUCUGAAAUCAAUAAUUGUUUUGACUGUUGCCUUUUGCUCUUUAGUGCAACUUUUCUGCAUCGUAAUUGUAUGCUUUGUAUUUCAUGUUUUUUACACUCAUGACUUCAGAGUUAAGUACUUGUACACCAAGUAUUGCAAUCACUUUUCUCUUCUUGUACAUGCAAUGUAACAACAUACAGUUUUGGUGCUUAACAAUUUUCUUUAAUAAAAGAUAUUUAUUGAGUUAAC